AUGGAGCCCACGAGAGAUUGGUCGUCGCUUAUGAAGGAGAUGUUGGAGGAGAUAGCCGCCCGAAUACCGAUUGUGGAAGACUUGAUGUCGUUUAUAGGAGUUUGUACUUCCUGGCGUAACGCCGCCGCAUUAACCACCAAAGAUAAGCUUCUCAAAUCGGCCUCCGGGACGAUUCCAUUGCUUAUACUUUCCGAUAAAGGACAUGAAGGCGGUGGUGACGAACGCGAAUUUUACAGCUUGUACAAAAGAAAGAGUAAAUUCUGUAUGGACGUGAAUUUCGGUUGGCUCUUGACCGUGGCCGAUUUCGGUGAUCUUUGUCUGUUGAACCCUUUGUCGCGUACCCAAAUCCAGCUUCCCAACCUUAAAACCAUCCCGGAUUACGAAGACUACGAAUGCGCUACCGCCUUCUUGUUUGUGGCCAGAGCCAUUCUGUCAGCCAAUCCAUCUCGCACCUCGGAUUUUGUUCUGACCGUACUUUUGGGUGCCGGCCGAUUCCUCUGCAUUUGGAGGCCUAACGACUCGACGUGGACCCUCACAAAAUCACCCGGGAUGUUGUUCUCCGAUGUUCAAUAUUACGAUGGAAAGAUUUAUGCUUUUGAUUUUAUGGGAAGAGUAUGGAUCUGGACCACUUGUGAUGAUGAUGAUAAGGUUGCGAAGGUUGUAUUAACCAUUACUCAUCCUCAAUUGUUUGAGGUUAUGGAUGAAGGGUAUUUAGUGGAAUCAUCCAGCCGCGCCGGCGAAUUACUAGUUGUUACGCGGGAUGGCAAUUGCGCUGAAAAAGACGGUAGCUAUGGGGCUACUCGUUUCGAAGUCUUUCGGUUGGAUGUGACAAAAUGCGAGUGGGAGAAAAUCUCUAGUUUGGGGAAUGGUGCUAUCUUUGUUGGUCACAGUGCUGCUAUCUCCGUUGAUGCUUCUGCAUUUCCGAAUGUACUCAAGUCUAACUGUAUCUAUUUUACGGAUGACUGCCAGGAAUCUUACUGGAAUAGGGAUGGAGGUGGGCGUGAUAUGGGAAUUUAG
Oldenlandia corymbosa var. corymbosa is the source of this 1017-nucleotide messenger RNA. The record is from the annotation of a GenBank genome assembly. Lineage: Eukaryota; Viridiplantae; Streptophyta; Magnoliopsida; Gentianales; Rubiaceae.